UCUCAUCCAACACACAGUUACUUAUAAUUUUCUUUCUCUUAAUUUCCCCCACUUUCUAGCAACUUUCUUUCUUUCAACCGUUCCGUAUUAUACAAUUGGGAAAUUGAGAAAAUCUUAGCUGAGCAGAGCAGCAACAAUGGUGAAAUCACCAGAGGAGCAGCACCCAGUGGAGGCCUUCGGAUGGGCAGCCAGAGACUCGACUGGGGUUCUUGCACCCUUCAAAUUCUCCCGAAGGCAAACCGGAGAGAAGGACGUGAAUUUAAAGGUUUUGUUCUGUGGCAUUUGCCAUUCCGACCUCCACCAGGUCAAAAAUGACUGGGGCCUCACCAUCUAUCCUUGCCUCCCUGGGCAUGAGAUUGUGGGUGUGGUGACGGAGGUUGGAAGUAAGGUCCAGAAAUUCAAGGCCGGGGACAAAGUUGGGGUUGGCUGCUUGGUUGGAUCAUGUCGCUCUUGUGAUAAUUGUGCUAACCAUCUCGAAAACUAUUGUCCCCAAAUGAAAUUAACCUACAAUUCCAUCUACUACGACGGAACCCAUACAUUUGGAGGCUAUUCUAACAUCAUGGUGGUUGAUGAGCACUUUGUUGUCCGCAUUCCAGAAAACCUUCCACUUGAUGCUUGCGCUCCAUUGCUCUGUGCCGGAAUCACUACUUACAGCCCGCUUAGAUACUAUGGACUCGACAAGCCCGGCAUGCAUGUGGGCGUGGUUGGCCUUGGUGGCUUGGGCCAUGUCGCAGUGAAAUUCGCCAAGGCCCUGGGGGUUAAAGUUACUGUGAUCAGCACCUCCCCAGCCAAGAAGCAAGAAGCAACUAAACACCUUGGUGCUGAUUCAUUUUUGGUUAGCCGCGACCAAGAUCAGAUGCAGGCUGCCAUGGGCACAAUGGAUGGAAUCAUUGAUACAGUUUCUGCACCUCACUCUCUCGUACCACUAAUUAGUCUCUUGAAGACGCAAGGAAAGCUGGUCAUGGUUGGUGCACCGGAGAAGCCACUUGAGCUUCCAGUUUUCCCUCUAAUCAUGGGGAGAAAGAUAGUAGGAGGGAGUCACAUAGGAGGCAUGAAGGAGACGCAAGAAAUGAUAGACCUCGCAGGAAAACACAACAUAACAGCAGAUAUUGAGGUCGUUCCAAUGGAAUACGUGAACACAGCAAUGGAACGCCUUCGAAAAGCUGAUGUUCGAUAUCGGUUUGUUAUAGACAUAGCCAACACGUUGAAAGAUGCUUAGGCUUCCUGCCUAAUGAAUUUUGCUUCUUUGACUGCGUCUUGUCGUUGGGCGGUUCAAGGAUAAUUUGUUUUACAGUCUAUUUUGUGUUAAGAUCGAUUGCUGAGGCAUGGUCUCUCGCUACGUACUAUUCAAAUUUGUACCACCACAUCUUAUAUAUUGAGACGCUAAUAACAUUUGAGUUGUUUCUUCUGUAA
This is a messenger RNA of Diospyros lotus (date-plum), 1413 nucleotides long. Its product is annotated as probable mannitol dehydrogenase. The record is from RefSeq and is a predicted model, not a curated record. Gene Ontology annotation, biological process: lignin biosynthetic process. The transcript is spliced from 5 exons. Lineage: Eukaryota; Viridiplantae; Streptophyta; Magnoliopsida; Ericales; Ebenaceae. Gene Ontology annotation, molecular function: zinc ion binding; cinnamyl-alcohol dehydrogenase activity. Bases 137 to 1219 code for a protein of 360 amino acids.